This is a messenger RNA of Helianthus annuus (common sunflower), 2647 nucleotides long. RefSeq names its product vesicle-fusing ATPase. NCBI's taxonomy places the organism in Eukaryota, Viridiplantae, Streptophyta, Magnoliopsida, Asterales, Asteraceae. The transcript is spliced from 21 exons. Gene Ontology annotation, biological process: SNARE complex disassembly; intra-Golgi vesicle-mediated transport; Golgi to plasma membrane protein transport. The record is from RefSeq and is a predicted model, not a curated record. Bases 188 to 2404 code for a protein of 738 amino acids. Gene Ontology annotation, molecular function: ATP hydrolysis activity; ATP binding. Gene Ontology annotation, cellular component: Golgi stack.
GAGAAACAAAAUACCGAGCUGUAAAACGACGCCGGUUGGAAGAUUCAAAGUCUGGUCAUCUUUCUUAGCCCCGUCAACAAUCGAUCAGACGAAACCGAUUUAAACCAUUCUUUCCCAUUUCCCUUCCCAUUUUCUCUCCUAAAUAUCCACAACAUUCCACUCUGAUUACCUGAAAAAAUCACCACAAAUGGCGGGGAGGUCAGGAUCAUCGUUGACGAUGACUGUUACAAACACACCGGCUAAAGAUCUCGCAUACACCAACUGCGCGUAUUGUUCACCUACCGAUCUUCGUCAGUUUGCUGUUCCUGGAUCUAAUCUCGCCUUCGCUCUCGUUGGUGACGUGUUUGUUCUCUCUAUAGCUGCCUACAAUACCAUACAAAGUGGGCAAAUUGGACUUAAUGCUAUCCAAAGACGUCAUGCAAGAGUUUCGACUGGAGACUCGGUAUCUGUUAGCAGGUUUAUUCCACCAGAAGAUUUCAACAUUGCAUUACUUACCCUUGAGUUGGAAUUUGUGAAAAAAGGGAAUAAAGAAGAGCAGGUUGAUGCUGUCCUUUUAGCUCAACAGCUUCGAAAAAGAUUUAUAAACCAGGUUUUGACAUCAGGACAAAGGGUAACUUUUGAGUAUCAUGGCAACGGUUAUAUCUUCACAGUCAGUCAGGUUGCUGUAGAAGGGCAGGGAAAAUCAGACAUUGAAAGAGGCAUGCUUUCUGAAGAUUCGUAUAUUGUUUUUGAAGCCUCCAAUUCUAGUGGAAUUAAGAUUGUUAAUCAACGUGAGGCUGCUAGCAGCAACAUUUUCAAGCAUAAGGAGUUUAACCUUCAGUCACUUGGUAUUGGUGGUCUGAGCAAUGAGUUUGCAGAUAUUUUUAGAAGAGCUUUUGCGUCUAGGGUUUUCCCUCCCCAUGUGGCAAGCAAACUGGGAGUAAAGCAUGUCAAGGGAAUGCUGUUAUAUGGUCCACCUGGUACUGGCAAGACCCUUAUGGCUCGUCAGAUUGGAAAGAUGCUAAAUGGGAAGGAUCCAAAGAUUGUAAAUGGACCUGAAGUACUGAGUAAAUUCGUUGGUGAAACUGAGAAGAAUGUAAGGGACUUGUUUGCUGAUGCCGAACAAGAUCAAAGAACACGGGGGGAUCAAAGUGACUUGCAUGUGAUUAUUUUUGACGAAAUUGAUGCUAUUUGCAAGUCUAGAGGCUCAACUAGGGAUGGCACAGGAGUGCAUGAUAGCAUCGUUAAUCAGCUCCUUACAAAGAUAGACGGUGUGGAAGCUUUAAACAAUGUGUUGCUCAUUGGAAUGACAAAUAGAAAGGAUUUGCUUGAUGAAGCUCUUUUGAGGCCUGGUCGUUUGGAAGUCCAAGUGGAAAUCAGCCUUCCAGAUGAAAACGGUCGUUUUCAAAUUCUUCAAAUUCAUACAAAUAAGAUGAAAGAGAAUUCUUUUCUAGCUCCCGAUGUUAACUUGCAAGAGCUUGCUGCACGAACCAAGAACUACAGUGGAGCAGAACUUGAAGGUGUUGUGAAAAGUGCGGUUUCUUAUGCUCUGAAUCGCCAGCUCAGCCUUGAUGACUUAACCAAAACCAUAGACGAGGAGAGCAUCAAGGUCACCAUGGAGGAUUUCUUGAAUGCUCUUCAUGAAGUUAUUCCUGCCUUUGGUGCUUCCACUGACGACCUUGAGCGUUGCAGACUGAAUGGAAUAGUUGAUUGUGGUCAGCGACAUGAUCAUAUCUUUAAAAGAACCAUGCUAUUAGCAGAGCAAGUUAAAGUUAGCAGAGGUAGUCCACUUGUCACAGUUCUUCUAGAAGGUCCAAGUGGCAGUGGUAAGACUGCAAUGGCAGCUACUGUUGGUAUCGGUAGUGAUUUCCCAUAUGUGAAGAUUAUUUCUGCUGAAACGAUGAUUGGACUCAGUGAAGGAAGUAAAUGUGCACAAAUCGUCAAGGUAUUUGAGGAUGCUUACAAGUCAACCUUGAGCAUUAUUGUCCUUGAUGAUAUUGAAAGACUACUUGAAUAUGUUGCAAUCGGUCCUCGUUUUUCAAAUUUGAUAUCUCAAACAUUAAUGGUCCUCCUCAAACGGCUUCCUCCAAAGGGUAAAAAUAUGCUGGUAAUUGGAACAACAAGUGAGGUAUCCUUUUUGGAGUCAGUUGGUGUUUGUGAUGCUUUCUCGGUCACUUACCAUGUUCCUACAUUGAAGACCGAGGAUGCUAAGAAGGUAUUACAACAACUUAAGGUGUUCUCUGAUGAUGAUGUUGAGGCUGCAGCCGAGGCAUUGAAUGAUAUGCCAAUCAAGCGGCUAUAUAUGGUGGUUGAGAUGGCGGCACAAGGAGAAUCUGGUGGAAGCGCAGAAGCAAUUUACUCAGGCAAGGAAACGAUACAAAUUUCACACUUCUACGAGUGCCUCCAAGAUAUCGUUCGGUACUAGUAUUUUCCUCUAUGCGCAUGUUUUUUGAUAUCUACAAAAAAAGGCUGGAAUAUUGAAUGUUGGCUUGUAUUGGUUACUGCCAUUUGCUUUGAGUUGUAGUUAACAUGAGCAUCGUAUAGUUUGCAGCAGAGUUUAGAAAAAAACCAUGUUUUUGUAUGCUGGUUUUAACCCGGUGUGUGAUGAAUGCCUGUUGAUUUGUUUGAAGUGGUAUGUCAUUGAUGUUGCGAGAAUUUAGUUUUGGAA